AUGGCUCAGGUGAGGUGGUCCUCCUGAAUGGAUCGCUGAAAAUUAAUUCCCAGGGUUACGCUUUAUAAGAUAUGGUAAGGGAUUCUUAGCAUAAGGGUAAGGGCUUCUUAGCAUAUUCACAACAGAAUCCGAAUGAAGAACACGUUAAGUUUAGCUUACUUGGGUUGUGUUGUGUUGCAUAGCGUAAGCAGAAUAUAUGUGGUUGCGCAUGCAACAAAAUCUAAGCAACAAACCAAAAUAUUGAAUGCCACACGGAAAAUCUCGACGCUGUAUUCACACCGCGCAAAGCACGUGGUGAUUAGUUUUUUAUUGCCUGUAGGUAUCAUCACCUGAAACGGCCCCUACAAAACCUCCAACACCAGCAACAUCAGCAACAUCAGCAACAAGCUCUCACGGCAACCUCGAUCCUUCACACCUAAGAUCUACAAAAUUACCAACAAGUUCCAAAGAACAACAGGAAGGUGGAUCAUCCAGUGUAGUUGGUAUUGUUGUUGGUUUGCUAGCGGCAAUCUUGGUAUUAUGUGGUAUAAUUCUUGGAUAUUUUUGUUAUAAAAGAAGAAAAAGGUAAGAGUAAUAUUGCACAGUACAUUUUAUAUUUUAAUGUUUGGUAAUGCAUUCAUGUGUAAGAUUUUAAACGCCUAUCUUGUUGUAUUUUUUUGGGAUGCGGCGGUUAGAAAGUCUUCUUAUAAACAGUUAUUGUAUGAGUUCUUGACAUGAGAGGCGACGCCUCUCCCUAAAUUUGUUUCUCAGUCUGCGUUGCAGGAUAAAGGCACUCGCGCUCGGUAAAACUGUAAUAUACAAGGUAUCGCGAAAAAUACCUCCCACUAUAUGUUAGCUUUAAUGUCUAUAUGUUAGCUAGAAGUCUCAGUUUUUAUACUGGAUGCAAUAUAUAUUACAUCAUUUUAAUCCAUUCCUAGACUGAUCAAACAAUUAAAAAUAACCGCAACCAUUUGCCUUCUAGAAUAACGUAAGGUGGCAAAUGUACAAAUUAUGGAAAUUAAAUUAAAACUAUAGAGGGCCUCUGCCAGCGAAUGGAUUCCGUAAACAAAUAUUUCCCAUCCAGUUUUCUCUGCCCGAAAAAGCUAGAGAAACUUUUGUUAAUUUGUCGUUUAAUUUUUUUUCCAAAGUGAACCAAAAUUUAGUCGAUUUGUCCUUGGCCUAGAUUAUGCCAUUAUGCCCACACGUUUUUGUGUUAAUAAGUUUUCGUAUAUAAUGCCACGUAUGCAGACAUAUACAAACCAAGGCGAAAAUAUAAUUUAACGAACCCUCAAAUCCGAAAGCGUGAAACAUAACCAUAUUGCAAACCCUCACUUGAAUUUUAUGUCUCUUCAGGGCCUAAAUCAUGCGUAAUGUAUUGUGAUGAACAUAAUUUUGUGUAUAUAAAUGACAUUUAUGGAAACUUCGAGCGGAAGAUUAUAAACAAUGCUGCUGAUGAUGAGCUCUAAAAUUGUAUAUAAUCUUCCACUCAAAAUUUCCAUCCACAAAAACCCUUCAACUGUUAGUACCAUCGAGCGAGAUGCCCAAAAUCUUGAUACAGUAGUAGUACCGACAUAAUGCACUAACCUGUAAUCAACAAUUGCAGUGCAUCGCCUCCAUAUUUUCUUAUAACGGUUUUAUUGUUGCAUCUUCUUGCUAAAUUGGUUGAUAUUAUUUAAUCUCUCUUAUGUGAUUUUGCUUUCAGUCGUUUAGACAAAACUUCCUCUAAUGUGGAAAUUAACGGUAAAGGUAUGAAGUUAUUACUUUCUACGCAACAGCAGGCUACAUGCUCACUGAGCUAAUUUUUCUCGCUUUUAAUCCAAUAUAUAAUUUCUAGAAAGAUUUGAAACAAAAGUAAUCAAUGUUUCUGGCAUAAUUUGGACCAAACCCCAACAUUCUAGCGAGUAUUUUGCAUUAAAAUUAUUCGAGCACAUAUACGAUGUUCCUAUUACUCGCGCAGUUUCCUACUCCAUUCACCGCAUGCCAUUCAUACAUAAUACGCAAUAUUAUUUUUAACAAACCGUUAAAUUAUUAAUUGAAUUUUCUUUUCCUUAUCAUGACAGGCAAAUCAUCUGGAGAUACAAUGAAUCCUAUCUAUUCCUCAGCAGAUAACAAAAACCCUUCCUUGUCAAACGACGGCGGGAUAUACCAAGAACCAGAUGGGAAUGCCAAUGCGGCCUCGCAAGAGUGCGACUUGUACGAACCUGGUGGUGAUCAUGAAUACGACUACGCUAAAGUCGAACAGAAAAGUAAACCAGCGCCACCUUCGGAGGAAUUGGAGUAUGAUUAUGCAAAAACUGACGAUAUCAAGUCGGCUGUACAGCGAGCGCCGGUUAGAGGUAACGCCUAUCAAGACACAGUUAUCAAAAAUAAGAAUACGGCAACGGAUGCUAACGAAGACAAGGAAACAGGAAAUGAUGCCGGGCCUUUAUAUCAAACACUGGAGGAUGAGACAGCACCUGUUUAUCAGACACUGGAGAGUGAAUGA
Paramuricea clavata is the source of this 2464-nucleotide messenger RNA. The record is from the annotation of a GenBank genome assembly. Lineage: Eukaryota; Metazoa; Cnidaria; Anthozoa; Malacalcyonacea; Plexauridae.